AUGGAGACCCCCAAAGUACCAUAUCGUGACCAAAAUCCCCAGGAGGUAUCAACUCUAAUUCGCGGUCUAAGCAACAAGACCAAUGCUGGUAUCAAGGCAAAAAAGACUACGUACGAAGUUAAGGGUUCUCGUGAUGGCAUCACCGUCGACUCUUGGCGCAUGCACGACUGGGACUACAAGAAACGAAAUCUGCCUACUUAUGCCAGGGGUCUCUUCACAACGAAGAACCGCCGAGGAGAUUAUGAGAUUGCAGUCAGAGGUUAUGACAAGUUCUUCAACGUCGGCGAGGUCUGGGAAACGAAGUGGGAAAAUAUCCUAACGAAAACCCAAGGCCCAUACGAGUUAACCCUAAAGGAAAACGGCUGCAUUAUUUUCAUCAGCGGUCUCGAAGACGGGACCCUUCUGAUCUGCAGCAAACAUUCUACCGGGGAUCGCAGCGACGUCGAAGUAAGCCAUUCCAGCGCUGGAGAGCGAUGGGUGGACAAGCAGCUCGCCACCAUCGGCAAGACUAGAGAAGAAUUCGCCCAAGAACUGAGGCGAAGAAACGUGACCGCCGUGGCUGAGCUUUGCGACGACGAGUUUGAAGAGCACAUUCUCGCCUACGGCCCCGAAAAGGCCGGCCUCUACCUUCACGGAAUCAACGUCAAUGUUCCCGACUUCGCGACAUAUUCUGGCGCUCUAGUCCAGCAGUUCGCCGACGAAUGGGGAUUUCGCAAAGUUAGCCUCGAGACUUUCGACGAUGUCAACUCUGUCAAAUCAUUUUUAGAAGGAGUUGCCAAGUCGGGAGCGCAUGAAGGCCGGGACGUCGAGGGGUUUGUCAUUCGUUGCAAAAUGUCCCCCAAGCCCGACGAGGUUCCAUACUCGGACUGGUUUUUCAAAUACAAGUUUGAGGAGCCAUAUCUGUUAUACAGGCAGUGGCGAGAAUGCACAAAGGCCCUAAUCGCCGGCAAGCCUCCGAAGUUCAAGAAGCACGUCAAGAUUACCGAAGAAUACCUCUUAUACGCGCGCAAGAGACUUGCUUCGGACCCUAAGCUGGCCAAGGCCUACAAUCAGAACCACGGGAUCAUUGCCCUUCGCGACGAUUUCUUGGCGUACAAGCAUAUGAAGGGCUCGGAAGCUGCUAAUAUCGAAAACGAAUUCGGAAACGACGAGUCGGGAUCCGUCUCCCGCGAUGUCGUCCUAGUCCCCAUCGCCACUAUCGGCUGCGGCAAGACUACUGUUGGUAUUGCCCUAACGCACCUGUUUGGCUGGGGUAUCAUACAAAACGACAACAUACAAGGCAAGCAGAGACCUGUACAGAUGGUAAAAUCCGUCUUGUCGCUUCUCACCCAGCACCCCGUCGUCGUGGCAGAUCGGAACAACUCGGAACGCCGGGAGCGAGAACAGAUUAUCAAGGACAUCAAACUGCAACACAGAGAAGCGAGGCUCGUUGCUCUGAAUUUUACCCACGGAGACAUCGACGAGACCCGAAGAGUAACCAGGGAGCGAGUGCUGAAGCGAGGAGACAACCACCAGACCAUCCGGGCCGCUUCGGACGAAGCUAAGGUUAUCGGGAUCAUGGAUAAUUUUAUACAAAGAUUUCAGCCUUGCGAUCCCGAUCGUAGUCCCGACGACGGAUUCGAUUUCAUCAUCGAUCUAGACCCUACCCAGGACAGCCGUGCUAACGUAGAGACGGUCGUCAGGGAGCUUCAUCGGAAAUUUCCGUCGUUGGUUACUAAAGUGCCCACCGACGAAGAAAUAGACGAAGCCGUCAAGGCUGCUAUCGAGAACUAUAAGCCCGAUCUGAGGCAUGUCAUCCCGGACCGAAGUAAAAAGCAAGAUAAGAAGCAGCUUCAGCAGCCGCAACCUCGGAAGGAGAAACCGCUAGAGUAUAUGUCUAUCUCUGUGCCCGCUCGAGAUAUCAAUGUGGCUCUCGAGUCUGCCUUUAAGGGCGCAGAUGCGCAGACGCAACGAUUCUACAGACAAUUACAGCAGACCCGCCGCGUCCAGGCGCUCUUCCACGUAACGCUGAUGCACCGCGUAGCAGCUAAGGAGCACCCAGAAUUAUGGAAGAGGUAUACAACGCUGCAUGCGAGAAGCCAGAGCCAGGACGGGAAACUAGGGGAGUGCAAUAUCCAGCUGGAGCGCGUCGUAUACGACGACCGUAUCAUGGCUAUAGUUGUGCGCAUUAUCGACGAAGAGGAGAAGUGGACUUGCGUCAAUAAGAUACCGCACAUAACGAUCGGCACACGCGACGAUAGCGUCAAACCCAAGGAGAGCAACGACCUACUCAAACGGUGGCUCGAGGUUGGCAGCGGAGCCGACACGGGCAUCGGCGAGAGGAUUAUCGAGGGUAAUACCACGGUCAAGGGAAGCGUCCGCGGCGUGCUGUCGAGGUAG
Messenger RNA from Daldinia decipiens, 2379 nucleotides. RefSeq names its product tRNA ligase. The record is from RefSeq and is a predicted model, not a curated record. Gene Ontology annotation, molecular function: ATP binding; phosphoric diester hydrolase activity; GTP-dependent polyribonucleotide 5'-hydroxyl-kinase activity. Gene Ontology annotation, biological process: tRNA splicing, via endonucleolytic cleavage and ligation. Lineage: Eukaryota; Fungi; Ascomycota; Sordariomycetes; Xylariales; Hypoxylaceae. The transcript has a single exon. The coding region runs from base 1 to 2379 and encodes 792 amino acids. Gene Ontology annotation, cellular component: nuclear inner membrane.